CCCCAGUUAUGCAUACUUGGGAAUUUUCCAACCAUUAAUACAUUUCCUGCCCUCAAUUUACACUCUUCUUCUACCAAUAUUUUCAAUUCAAUUCUGUCUCCCUCCACCUCUUCCCCAUAAUUUAAUUAAGCUUUAAAGAAUCCCCCCCUCCCCAUCUCUCUCCUUUGAUUUCUCUUAUAUAUAAUGCCCUUCUAGCCUCCUAAACUUACACCCACCAAGCCUUUAGCUUCCAUUUUCAAUCUCAAAUCAACACCUCUCAUCUCUAAGAAGGUGAAAAAAUGAGUCAAAGUAAUGGAAACCCAUCGAAACUAGAGCUGAAGCUGAACCUUUCGCCACCGAGAGCUAACCGGAGAAUAGAUUCGCCAGGCCGAUCAGCCACGGUGUCGCCAACGUCUCCACCGAGCUCAUGUGUGUCGUCGGAGAACCAAGAUGAAAGCCCUGAGGCCACGUCCAUGGUGUUGGUGGGGUGUCCCCGGUGCCUGAUGUAUGUGAUGCUGUCUGAGGACGAUCCUAAAUGCCCCAAAUGCAAGAGCACCGUUUUGCUUGAUUUCCUUCAUGACAAAAACAACAACAACAACAACAACAACACCACGGUCAACACAAGGAAAAGCUAGAGUUGUAGGUCUUUGUAUCUUUUGCUAAUUCUGAUGUUCCUCCUAGGACUUAUGUAAAAGCCUUUUCUAGUUUUCCUUUAACUUUUAGGUAGUGCUAUUAGUGCUCCAUUUUUCCUUGUUCCAAAUGCUCAGAAAAGAAAAAAAGAAAGAAUAAAAAAGUGAAACAAAAAAAGGAGCACCAACAGCAGUUGUCUUUUUUGAAAUAUUUCUUCAAAUCAUAUAACGUUUAUGUUUUCUCUCUA
Messenger RNA from Mangifera indica (mango), 856 nucleotides. Its product is annotated as protein GL2-INTERACTING REPRESSOR 1-like. The record is from RefSeq and is a predicted model, not a curated record. The transcript is spliced from 2 exons. Bases 279 to 614 code for a protein of 111 amino acids. Lineage: Eukaryota; Viridiplantae; Streptophyta; Magnoliopsida; Sapindales; Anacardiaceae.